This is a messenger RNA of Chlamydomonas reinhardtii, 2137 nucleotides long. RefSeq lists its product as uncharacterized. Gene Ontology annotation, cellular component: mitochondrion. Gene Ontology annotation, biological process: piRNA processing. Lineage: Eukaryota; Viridiplantae; Chlorophyta; Chlorophyceae; Chlamydomonadales; Chlamydomonadaceae. Gene Ontology annotation, molecular function: RNA endonuclease activity producing 5'-phosphomonoesters, hydrolytic mechanism; metal ion binding. The record is from RefSeq and is a predicted model, not a curated record. The coding region runs from base 270 to 941 and encodes 223 amino acids. The transcript is spliced from 6 exons.
ACACCAACACACACUAUCGCUGCCUCAGCAGCGCAGAACUACUCAAAACGGCCCACGCACACGCGUUAAUUUCGUUUCGAGUCAACAAAGGCGAGCCCGCCGCUCGCCCUUUGUCCCCGGCGCAGCCUAGAGGUUGCCUCUUAUUCUGGAGGAAGCCAGCCCGACCGGUCACACCGCCGCAUUUCCGACCAAACGACGCCGCGGAGCUCGUAGGAGAGCACCAUCCCCAUCACCACCAGCACCACCACCCGCGCCUUCAACCGGACAAAAUGGGUUGCGCCAGCUCCAAGGAGGAGGUGGCCCUGACGCCCCUCAGCGACGUGAAUGCCGCCAAGGAGGUAGCUGACCUUAAGGCCCAGGUGGACCAGCUGAAGCGUCAGCUGGCGUCCGCAGGCCAAAGCGCGGCUCCCGCGGCUGCGGGGGCGGUGAAGGGCGGUGUUGUGGAGACGUUGUUCUUCCCGGACGAGAAGCUCCCCUGCCGCAACAACAGGCGGCCGGGCGGCUGCAAGCGCCAGCACUGCGAGUACUCGCACACUCCUACCAGCCUGUCCCGCUUCCUGGACUACCUGGGGAGCGCCACCCGCACCCUGGACAUCUGCGUCUUCACCAUCACCAAUGACGACAUCAGUGACGUGGUGCUGGAGCUGCACAACAAGGGCGUGCGCGUGCGCAUUAUCUCGGACAAUGACCAGGCGCACACGCAGGGCUCCGACAUUGACAAGUUCCGGCAGGCUGGCAUCGCCGUGCGCCAGGACAAGACCGCGGCGCACAUGCACCAUAAGUUUGCCAUCAUUGACGGCCGGCUGCUGCUGAACGGCUCCUUCAACUGGACGCGGCAGGCGGUGACCGCCAAUAACGAGAACGUGACGGUACUCAGCGACCCGAAACUCAUUGCCUCGUUCCAGCAGCAGUUCGACAAGCUCUGGGACAUGUUCAAGUAAGGAUGCGGAACUAAACCGCUGUGACUUCGGGUGUGCAUUGCAUGUCCCCCAUACGUGUGCAUGUGACCUUGUGUGCGAAGUGGAUGAUGCUGGUUUGGUGUACGGUAUGGGACAAGUGAGCAGAUGUGGGUUACCACAGCUUGCGUUUGUUUUAAGGUACGGUAAUGGUAUCUCAGUGCUGUCAAAAAGAGUAACCCGGGAACUUUUUGAGGAACAGCAAACAAUAAGCCGCUGGUGAGAUAAGAGCCGCAACAGGAGUUCUCCUUUGCAAUCCGUUCAAGGGUGCUGGCACUACAACUGCUUACGUUGCGGGCUGACAUGUUGAUAUGGCUGAUGGAUUCUACACCAGAGUGGUAAUAUAUCGAGUGUACCGUUUAGGUUUUGUGGCAGUGCUUGCUGGAGACCACAGUUAACGCAGCCUACUUCUCACGGUGAACACAUGGUACUGUACAUGUGAAGAGCUGAUUUGCUUGAACUGCUCCAAGUGAGUUUAUGCGUACCGUAUCAAAUGCAAGGCCGUUAUGUGGAGAAGUAGGUAGCAUGAGUCGUGGACUAAGCUUUGCCCAGCACUGCCCAAACCCGCGAGCGCGCAUGCGAUGGGGGGGCCGUGACUACAUCCGGUGCGUAAUGCGCAUGGCAUGUCUGCUGCUGUGGCCAGGGGUACCCCUGGCCCCAUGGCUAUGGCUUUGUGGCGUUUGUGCAGUCCGCACACUGCUUUGUGCAGGCUGCCGGCUUGUGGGCUGUGUUGAGAGUGCGGUUCGACCAGACGUGGUGUGCAGGUCUGAGGAAUCAGUGGAAUCGCUGUAAGGCAUGGUGCAAGGGUUGGCCUUGUCAGCCUGUUCCUUGAACGUCGAUAGGAGGGGUUAGGUGUACAGAGUUGACAUGAAGUACGGAGUACACGGUUUGCAUGGAGGCACGAAGUGUAGACAAUGCCUGGCCGCCACCACCCCAUGCAUGUUUGGGGCUGUAGCCUGGGCGCUGCUGCAGCAGGCCCCCGUGCCGUCGCCAUCGGGCUUGUACUUGCCAGGGGUACGCCUGGUAUGUGUGCGAUACAUUUGAGGACCGGCAUCAUGUUGUGUUACAUCAUGGAUGAGGCGCUAGCAUCGCCAGCGCUCGUAUCUUACGAAGGCAGGGGCGGCGUCACCGCGUCAGUGGCCGAAAUGGGGCUAGCUGAGAACAUGUAAACCUGAAAGUAG